Messenger RNA from Periconia digitata, 373 nucleotides. The record is from the annotation of a GenBank genome assembly. NCBI's taxonomy places the organism in Eukaryota, Fungi, Ascomycota, Dothideomycetes, Pleosporales, Periconiaceae.
UCUGAUUCGUGACGUUUGGGGGUCAAUGAUGGAUAUUCAAACGGUAUCAAUCUGUCUGGAGUUAUCUAUCAUGGUCGUUGACCAUUGUGUAGAGUGGCAUUCUUUUUGGCGUUGGAUGCCGUCGCCACUUUCCUUGCUUCUUUGCGGCAGUGUACUAUUCUCGUCAUCACCAUCAUCAUCACUGUCAUCCAUCACUCAAGGAGAAAUUCAACCGAUCUUGUGUGAACCAUAUAACUUUUUUUCUUUCGAUAUUCAAUGUUGCUGUGAAAAGCAGUAUGCAUGCUUGACAUAUAUAACACGCUUGCAGUUCAAUGAAAAAACUCCCCUCUCACCCAUGUCUGUCUCAUCUAUAUACAUGCACAAAAAAGAGUAG